AUGUCGCGGCCGCGUACCCCAGUCUCUGCGUGUCCCCUGACGCGACUCGAGGUUCGAGAUGGCAUGCAGACGAGCGUCUAUGAAGCUGGGCAGUUUGUGGGCGGCAUGACGUUGACGCUGGAUUGUCAGCGGUCCAGGGACACGGGUCGGGAUAGCCUCGUGCUCCUCGUUCAUUGCGCCUUGCGAGAGAUGCUGUCCAUCAGAAUCUCUGAUCUUCUGCGCGAUCCCCGCCGUGUGACAGAUGCGGUUACUGCCGACAGGGCCGCUCUGCGAUUGGCUGUCAGCGUCCCUGCGCAGCAUCAUGAGAUUCUGGCCACGUUCCAAGACGCCAGAGACUUUAGCCUCUCGGCGUGCAUGCUCAGCAAGUCUGGUUUCGCCAUCAAGGACGAGGCAGCUCAGCGAGAACCGAGGCAUUUUUCAACCCCCCCCCACGAGCAGUUGCCGCAUCAUCAACCGGGAGUCAACCUGGGCCCCCGCCUCUCUUCCGUCACGCCGAUACCGGGUUUGAGCAUGGACCAUGGCCCCGAAGCUCACGGCGGGUGGGCCUUCGCGUCUCUACUCAACUCCAACACUUUGCCCUCAUUCCCGUUGCAAACCCCCCUCUCGGCUGGGCCGACUCGUAGAGCUACUCCAGAGCAAGAUGGAUUCACCAGUCCCCUCGUGAACAAUUCACCAGACGCUUUCCAGCGGCGUGUGACCUCGGACGAGGCUUCACAGCUUCUCAACCCUUACAACUUGUUCCUCGGCAAACACAGUGGCGACCUGCAUCGGCCUCGAGUGAGCUCUCCGUUAAGAAACUCCUUUUCCCCUGAGGGACCUGUCACGCCUGAGUGGGGACCUCGUACGUAUCCAGCGGAAGUGAAUCGCAAUGAGCCUUCCGCCAGGCAUCCGCUUAUUCUCCGAUCCAAAUCCUCGUCUGAAUGGAGAGCACACGGAGACCACCGUAAGCUAGGAACGCCGCCCAGCCCACAAAGUCGUGAUAGCCCUACGGACCCCAUGCGAGGUGGCACGCCGCCGACCAUGUUUGAAAAAGAACAGGGUCAGGCAUCGCAGGCGGCUUCGAGCUUUCGGGAUCAUAUGCCGCAACGCCGUGAUCUUCCGUUUGCCCAAGACAAGGCUCGAGUGCCUAGACGAAGCUCGAGCGCAGGGUCAGGCAAUUCAAGGGAUGAAAACUACCAGCAGCCCUUCUCGCCGCAAGGCCUCGAAGACGACCAAAUAGAACUUGGCAAGGCGCACCAGGAUCGCCAAGACAAGUCUCGCAGAACGACGAGCUUGCCGUGUGUGGACGACAAACCACCCCCUGAGUCUGCAAACAGCGCAGACCAGAGCAGCCCGAACCUUGGUGAAGCGGAAUCAACUUAUCAAUCACUCGGCAAUCCUAAACAAGCCGUUUCAUCACAGCCCUCAUACUUUGUGCAGCCUGCCGUGGUGGUCGCGGACCCCUUGGUGAUCCGUCAACUGAACAGCAUGACCUUGUGGCUUCUCGAGCAGUACCAAGCAGACGUGUCUCGGGGGUGUGAUGAAGGCGUCUGCGCGCAAUUCUACGUGGAGCGGAUGCAGAGCUGUCGGCGAGAAUUCUGGCUCUCUCAGCUCAUGGGCGUCAUGCGGCAAGGGAUGACAUGA
Molecule: messenger RNA, 1623 nt
Organism: Hirsutella rhossiliensis
Lineage: Eukaryota; Fungi; Ascomycota; Sordariomycetes; Hypocreales; Ophiocordycipitaceae
Exons: 2
Coding region: 1-1623 (540 amino acids)
Source: RefSeq, a predicted model, not a curated record